Molecule: messenger RNA, 1466 nt
Organism: Magallana angulata
Lineage: Eukaryota; Metazoa; Mollusca; Bivalvia; Ostreida; Ostreidae
Exons: 7
Coding region: 67-1377 (436 amino acids)
Source: RefSeq, a predicted model, not a curated record
AGGUACUUUAACAAACUCAGAACAAGAGCAGUGUGCAUUUGCAGAAUAACACUGGUCAAAAGAAAAAUGAAAACGACCAUCUUUUUGCUGUGUUCUCUUUUGCCAGUAAUAGUUUUCAGUUUUCAUGGAAAGCAUGGCAAAACUAUUGAAAGAUGUAACAGAGAACCGUUCCAGAUACCAAACUACUACGUCAUUCACAUCCGGGGCUAUUCGUUAUUGAGACACUGCCCACAAGGUACAUUCUAUAUUCCUCACCUGUGUCGAUGUGUUACUAGGCGACUCGUUUCAAUACUCGUCGAAAACAACCCAAUAACCACACGGACAGACCCUUCAAUAACGAAAGAGGAGCCUCCACGCUCAAGCCCUGGGGUCAGCAAAGACAUGAACCCUGGAGUAAGCACCGAUAUUCCAAUGCUUACCAAUUCGUUAGCUGUAAAGGAAGGAUUGUUGAAUGUGAAAACCAACGGUUGGCUUCAAAACGAAAUUAUGAAACCGAGCAAAAAACCCAUUAAACAGCGCCAGCAAAAUACAAAAAACUCUACAAAAUCACAAGUAGCGUUGACUUUAAAAAAUAAAGCAAGAAAAUCAAUAUCUAAGUCGCGAAAAGGAAAGCGAGAAAAAACGAAAAACAAAGAGGAAAAUUCAAAUGCUCAGAAGAGUCUCCUAAAACAUAAAAAUGACCACCAGCAUCACAUUGCCGAGAACAGUACAAUUUCCUCACGAAAGGAAGGCCCUGUUAUUACAAAACUGAAUUUCACAAGGAAUCAAGACACAACAAACCAGAGUUUCUGCAAUCCGUACUUCAAAUUUGUUUUUGAUCGGACAAGUCUUUCCGCGGACAAGAGCGUACCUUCUUCGCCGUCAAAAUCUCUCCAAUAUCUUGGUGUCGCUGGAAGCACGGGGAAAACAUCAGCCUAUUUCGAUGGUAACGGGUGGGUAACGGUAUGGGGGAUGAGCUAUAUUACCUUUGCCCCUAAAUUUAAAUUUCAGAUACGCUUCCGACUUCGCGAGGAUUAUCCCUAUGAAGACGAGUUUUACACCUUGAUUUCCGAUGGACCAUGUGAAGGUUCCCAACCCAAAUACAGUGUGUCGGUGAAUCCAGUAAGGCGGGAAAUCCACUCAUUUAUAAAGCUGAAGAGCGAGAACGAAUUGGACCUGCUUUUGUCUGAAGAAGAAAUUACAAAAUGGGUAACAGUGUCGCUACAGGGAACAAAAAGUGAAAUCACGUUAUCCACAGACAGUGCAAAAACUACCGGAAACAUUGGAGUAUCCACAAUCAAAUCGUCUGCAUGUCCUAUGGAAAUUGGUAAAAAGACACCCCUUUCACAAGGCUUCGUAGGAUUCAUUGAUACAGUUCAGUUCCAUAACUGCUUUUAACAAAUAAGAGCAUGUGUGCAGAUAUUGUGAUUUCACCCUGGACACUACACAAUGUCAUAUGGAUAAGAAUAAAUUUUAUAAGCAUUAUA